UAUUAAUAUAUAAAAAAUAAAAAUAAAAUGAAAAAACGACAGUUGGGUUGUGCCUUACGAUGACAUAAAAGAAAAAGUUCUUAUUCGAAAAUUGAUAAAUUACAAUGUAAAAAAAGAAAAAAACACGAUGACAUGAAAGAAAACGAAGUCAAAGAUUAGUAAACUACAAUCCAAACAAAAGUUUUGAAAAUAAUUCAAUAAAAAAAUGAGAGUAAUUCUAAUCGUAACAAUUAAUUUAUUGGUUGCUGUAGCGUUAGAAGACCAUGAAUUAACAAUAAGAACAACAAUAAACAUAACCGACGAUCAAACAAAUUCUUCUCAUUCAGAUGUUAAUUUUCCGUGCAAGAAACAUCCUUCUACAAGAAAUAUUCUGUUAGCAACGUUAUGCACUUUUGUUUGUAUAUUUGGCAUCUUUGGAAAUGCCCUUAGUAUUGGCGUUAUACUUUUGACAAGAGAUUUAAGAAAUAAAUGUGCUUAUUACUUUAUAGUUUCACUUGCGUCUGCUGACAUUGGAGUUUCAAUUUUUGUCACAUCUUUAAAGAUAGAUAUGUACAGGCAUAAUCAAAACUUUUGUUUAGGAAUUGAAAUGUGUUACCUUUUUGUACUAACAGAUUUUUUGUUUCCCAUAGCGUCAAUCACGCACCUUCUUGUAAUUGCUAUUGAUAGAUGCGUUGCUAUAACACGCCCUUACUUUUAUUCUCUAUAUUUUACGGAAAGAAAAGGAAAGUUAAUUGUAUGCAUUAUUUGGUUAUGGUGCAUAUUAUGGGCGUGUUUAGGGGUGUUAUCUUGGGAAGCCCCAUCAAAACAAUAUAUCAAAAUUGUUGAAAGAAAUGGACGAUUUUGUUACAACCCAAAUAAAUACUACAUAACGGUUAUGCUCUCGGUGAUAAUUAUAAUACCAACACUAAUGGCUUUUUUUCUAUAUAUGAUUAUUUUGCGAAUAGCAAUAAAGCAAGAAAAAUUUAUUGCUAAAAUGAGCGCAAGCUCGCUUAAAAAGCGACAUAUUGAGAUGAAAGCAACUAAAAUGGUUGCACUCGUAUUUGCAUUUAAUGUUAUUUGCUGGGUGCCUCAUUUUGUUAUCAUCUUAUUGCAAUAUUGGAAGCUUGAUUUACUUCAAAAAUUUGAUUCUAACCAUCCCGCACUAUAUAAUAUAGUAACAUCUAUAUUUAACUAUGUUCUGCCUACUAUAAACAGUUGCGCAAACCCUUUUUUAUAUUUUUUAGCAGGUUCUCAUUUUCGAAACGCGCUUCAAGACAUAAUACGCAAAAUCGGAAAGAAAUCUCGUUGUAAAUAUGAUACGUAUGGAGAUGUGUCUAAAUUUACUUCAAUAUAUGGAGUUCGCUCAACACAAAAACUUUAUCGUCCAGCUUACACAAGCAAUUUACAACACGAAAAUGGGAUCUGCAACUCAAAUGAUUUAUUGAGUAUUUAGAUAAGUGUAAUAUUGUUGUUUUGAACUUUAAAGUGGCAUGAAAUAUUUUGUUGUAAAUGGCACAAAAAAGAUAUUUUAGAUUAUAAAAAAUUUCAUACUUUUACAAAUCUAUAAAAGCACUUCAGAUCUAUAAAAUUUUACAUAAUGUAAUGACGAAGUUAUAAAAUUUGACUUCGAAAUGUAAUUAUUUUUUGUUUUUUGAGUGGCGCAAAACUUAAAUAAACUAAAAAGUAAUAAUAA
Messenger RNA from Hydra vulgaris (swiftwater hydra), 1672 nucleotides. RefSeq names its product cysteinyl leukotriene receptor 2. The record is from RefSeq and is a predicted model, not a curated record. Gene Ontology annotation, cellular component: plasma membrane. Gene Ontology annotation, molecular function: alpha1-adrenergic receptor activity. Gene Ontology annotation, biological process: positive regulation of cytosolic calcium ion concentration; adenylate cyclase-activating adrenergic receptor signaling pathway; phospholipase C-activating G protein-coupled receptor signaling pathway. NCBI's taxonomy places the organism in Eukaryota, Metazoa, Cnidaria, Hydrozoa, Anthoathecata, Hydridae.